GCCAAUUAGAACAGCGAAGGUGGGAAGGGGCGGAGCUUCCCUGGUGGAUGCUAGGUCGUGGGUGAGGGCUCCCCUUUCUCUGCUAGUUCCUACGCUGUGGAGUCCUUAUCCCUGGAAUGCGAGAGAGAGAAGCGCAGGAAGUUCCGGGACCAGAGCGUGAAACCACCACCCGGGAAAGCUUGGGCGCGAAAGACAAUCCUGGUUGGACAAGUCACUGGAAGGCACCGGCUGGGACCGAGGAAGCAGAGGCUGGGAGCCACUGUUGGGGAACUUUCUUGGGCACCCUUCCCUUCUUGGGGUGCUAUGGAGUUCCCAGAACACAGUCAGCAGCUGCUUCAGAGCCUGCGGGAGCAACGGUCUCAGGGUUUCCUUUGUGACUGCACUGUGAUGGAUGCUAGUGCCCAGUUCUUGGCCCAUCGGGCUGUGCUGGCAUCCUGCAGCCCAUUCUUUCAGCUUUUCUACAAGGAACGGGAAUUGGACAAGAGGGAUCUGGUGUGUAUUCACAAUGAGAUUGUCACGGCCCCAGCCUUUGGGUUGCUUCUGGACUUUAUGUAUGCUGGCCAGCUGGCCCUUAGGGGGGAUACCCCUUUAGAAGACGUGCUAGCAGCAGCCAGCUACUUGCACAUGAAUGACAUCGUUAAGGUGUGUAAACAACGGUUGCAAGCCCGGGCUCUGGCAGAGGCAGACAGUACCAAAAAGGAAGAGAACAAUCCUGCUAGUAUGGAGUUUUUGUCAGGCAGUUCUCGUGGCCCCCAGCCUUUACUGGCAUCUGUUGAGCCGUCAGCCCGCUGGAGCAAAGAGGAAUGGAAGGGUCCAGCCACUCCCUUACCUAUUGCUCAUUCUGCAGAUGAGCCAGCAGGGUCUGGUGGUGUUGACACUACACAACCUAGCAUGGAAGUUGACUCACCACGUCUGCGGGCACCUCCCCAACCAGUGGCUGACGUCUCUGCCUCUCUUGCCAGCCCUAGUAGCUCUACAGAGACCAUUCCUGUAAACUACUUCUCCUCUGGCCUUGCAGCAGUUUCAGUGGAGCCCUUGACUCCUCUUGACAUGGUUCCUGAGAGUCUGAGGGUGGUGGAACCAAGGGAUACUGUAGGACCUUUGCAAGGCUUCUAUCCUCCAGCCCCAGCCCCGCCCCCAGCUCCAGCCCCAGUUCUAUCCCAGGCUCCAGCCCCAGCUGAAGCUGAACUGGUCCAGGUGAAAGUAGAAGCUAUUGUGAUCUCUGAUGAGGAGACUGACCUUUCAGAGGAACAGCCUCAGGGACCUGAAGGACUGUUCCCAUCUGGAGGUGCAAUGUAUGGGGGACAGCCUUCACAGCUAGACACUUUUGAGGAGCCAGGGGCAACAGGACUAGAGGAGGUGGGGCCAAGUGACCACUUCCUGCCUCCAGAAUCUCAUCUACCAUACCAUCUGCUUCCAGGUUCAGGGCAAUACCAUCGAGGGCUGGUGACCUCACCCCUGCCUGCACCACCAGCCCUGCUUGAGCCACUUUACCCUCCUGCUGAGUACGAAGCAGCUCCGGGGAACUUUGGGGCUUUUACAGAGGAUGUCCCCACCUGCAAGACAUGUGGAAAGACCUUCUCCUGUUCUUAUACACUACGACGACACGCCACAGUGCACACACGAGAGCGGCCCUAUGAAUGCCGCUAUUGCCUGCGCAGCUACACGCAGUCAGGGGACCUCUACCGCCACAUCCGAAAGGCUCACAAUGAGGACCUGGCCAAACGAAGCAAACCAGACCCAGAAGCUAGCUCCAUUCUAGGAGUGCAGCCCCUCUCUGGCUCCCAGACAACAGAGAGACAGAGCACUGGUGGUGGAGGACCACCCAAAGAUUUUGUACUUGGUCCCAAAAAUUAAUAUCUGGGGAGCAUGAACUGAUGCCAGGCUUGCUCUUACUAUUGUUAGAUGGCCACAGAGAAGGCUGGAGGCAUCUCGUCAUUCCUACGGGUUGGCAGAAUGAAGGUUCUUCCCAAGCUGAAGGUGUCUGUACCCUUUUCUUUGUCCAGCCAGAUAAGCAGGAGAUUAAGAGGCAGAGCAGGUCAGCCAGGAUUCUUCAAGGGCAUUGGGAAUUUUCCUGAGGUGUAACUGCUUCUCACUCCACAUUCUGGAACAUAAAACUAGCAGUGAAAUUAUCCCUUUGAACUGGUGUUGGCUGGUUUCUUCCACAAGUCUGUAUGCAUUCAUGUCUGCCCGCUAGUUCUUUUAUUUGACACGUGCAUUGGGUAAGCCUGUGGGUCUGUUUGCUUAUGAGCAAAAAGUGAAACGGGGAGAGGGCAGCAUAGACUUAUGCAGGAGAUGAAUACAAACAGGGAAUCUGACACAUGGUUUGCUGUAGUUGAACUUGUGUGUUCUGGGCUGUAUUGGGCACUUUGUAUACUCAUUUAAUUCUCAACUUCAUAGGAGUAUUAGCCCCACCCCCAUACCAAAUACAAAGAAACUUCAGA
Cricetulus griseus (Chinese hamster) is the source of this 2444-nucleotide messenger RNA. Lineage: Eukaryota; Metazoa; Chordata; Mammalia; Rodentia; Cricetidae. The record is from RefSeq and is a predicted model, not a curated record.